Molecule: messenger RNA, 630 nt
Organism: Anolis sagrei ordinatus
Lineage: Eukaryota; Metazoa; Chordata; Lepidosauria; Squamata; Anolidae
Gene: PET100
Product: PET100 cytochrome c oxidase chaperone
Biological process (GO): mitochondrial respiratory chain complex IV assembly
Cellular component (GO): mitochondrion; mitochondrial inner membrane
Source: RefSeq, a predicted model, not a curated record
GGCGGAGUCAAUGGAGUCUGGGGGCGUGAGCGGGUCAGGGACCGUCUGCCGCUGCCGCCGCGAUGGGAGUGAAGCUGGAGGUGUUCCGGAUGAUGCUGUAUCUGACAUUCCCUGUUGCUAUGUUCUGGAUUUCAAACCAGGCAGAAUAUUUUGAAGAAUAUGUAGUCAAACGGAAGAGGGAGAUCUAUCCACCUGAAAAUGAUUACCAGAGAAAAGAGCUAGAAGACUUCAAAGAGCGGAUGCGGAAGAAGCGGGAGGAGCGGCUGCUGCAAAUGGCAAAGGAGUAAUGGCAUGGCUUGUUAUAUCUCAAAUGUGAAGCACUUUCAAGAAAUUUGCCAUCACUAUAGUCCUUUUCAGUUUAAACUGAUUGUGUUCUUCCUAAAGACUCUGUGAUGACAGAAUGAAGAGACUUGCAAUACAGAUCUACAUGGUAUUCCCCAGUAAUGAUUCUGUAUGUACCUAAUAGAGCCUUUGAGGCUAAUAUUGGAGAGUGAGAAGAGGACACAGAUUAUGGUCAGCUGUUUCUGUCAUUUUUCCUGCCUCUUGAUGUACACAGCUUUUGACAUUUUAGCUUCACUUUGACUCUUCUCUCAUUUGAGUGACUUUGAAUAAAAACACUAUACAAGAAGA